Molecule: messenger RNA, 1446 nt
Organism: Trichophyton rubrum CBS 118892
Lineage: Eukaryota; Fungi; Ascomycota; Eurotiomycetes; Onygenales; Arthrodermataceae
Exons: 3
Coding region: 1-1446 (481 amino acids)
Cellular component (GO): mitochondrion; cytoplasm
Molecular function (GO): acetyltransferase activity; lipoic acid binding
Source: RefSeq, a predicted model, not a curated record
AUGUCUGCCGUGAGAUCGCUGGUUCACAGGGCGUCCCUGUCGCGAGGACUGCUCUCCUCGACCCCCGUUUGCUUGCCUGCCACAUACACCUCCCGCUUCCGACGGCGGUUCCAUAGCUCCCCCGUCCCCUGGGGCAUCAGGUCGCAGAUUCUCAAGGAUGUCGGCGAGGGAAUCACCGAAGUCCAGGUCAUACAGUGGUACGUCGAGGAGGGUGCCCGGAUCGAGGAAUGGAAGCCUUUAUGCCAGUACCAGUCAGACAAGGCUAUUGACGAUAUAACGUCGCGCUACGAGGGUGUCAUCAAGAAACUGCACUUCCAGCCAGACGAUACAAUCCCUACCGGUGCUGCGCUUUGUGAUAUUGAGGUCGAUGACGCCAAGUACCCUGAUUCCACCCCAGCUCCGGCUCCAGCUCCAGAAGCAGCAGCUCCGGCAGAGACCACCGCUGCAGACGUGGCCGCAGAGUCCUCCGCAGCAGAUGUUACACAGGUAGCAGAGACGGUUGAAGCUCCACCAAAGGGUAAAUACGCUACCUUCGCAACUCCCGCGGUCCGAGGAAUGCUCAAGCAACACAACAUUGAUAUCUCACUCAUCAAUGGCACCGGUGCCCAUGGCCGAGUCCUCAAGGAAGAUGUGCAGAGGUACCUCGAGGGAGGCCAGACCCCCACCCCUGCCGCAGCUCCUUCAGCCACGGCUACAGCUCCAGCUCCGGGCCUUGACACCCCACAGGUUGAGACCGCUCAGGCCCUAACCCCCAUCCAGUCCCAGAUGUUCAAGACCAUGACCAAGUCCCUCACGAUCCCCCACUUCCUCUACUCAGACGAGCUCAAUAUUGCUGCUCUAUCCCGUGUCCGCUCCCAUCUCAAUUCCACCGCCCCCAAGGACGGCUCCCAGCCUAAACUCUCUUACCUCCCCUUCAUCAUCAAGGCGGUCUCUCUCGCCCUGAACCAGUUCCCCAUCCUCAACGCGCGGGUAGACACCACCUCAAACCCUGCCAAGCCAUCCCUCGUCAUGCGCGCAAGCCAUAACAUUGGCGUUGCAAUGGAUACCCCCACGGGCCUACUAGUUCCCAACAUCAAGAAUGUCCAGGCUCGCUCUAUCAUUGAUAUCGCAACUGAGCUUAACCGGCUUAGCGAAGUUGCCAGAGCAGGCAAACUUACACCCGCGGAUCUCUCUGGAGGCACUAUCACAGUCUCCAACAUCGGCACUAUUGGCGGAACCGUUGUUGCCCCUGUCCUUGUACCCACCGAGGUCGCGAUUCUCGGCAUUGGCAAGAUCAGAAAGGUGCCAGUCUUCGACGCCGAAGGAAAAGUUGCUGCCGGCCAAAUGAUGAACUUCAGCUGGAGUGCAGACCACCGCGUCAUCGAUGGCGCUACCAUGGCUAGAAUGGCGGCGCUUGUUAGUCGUAUGGUCGAGAACCCAGAUGCAAUGAUGCUUAACAUGCGAUAA